Molecule: messenger RNA, 2042 nt
Organism: Brachypodium distachyon (stiff brome)
Lineage: Eukaryota; Viridiplantae; Streptophyta; Magnoliopsida; Poales; Poaceae
Product: transcription factor TCP15
Exons: 1
Coding region: 527-1756 (409 amino acids)
Cellular component (GO): nucleus
Molecular function (GO): DNA-binding transcription factor activity; sequence-specific DNA binding
Source: RefSeq, a predicted model, not a curated record
UCGUGAUCUCUCUCCUCCAAUCCCGACAAAGUACACCAUCAUCUCCUGCCUUGACGUUCUCCCUCUCUCUCCUCUCCCCUAUCAUAUGCUCCUUCCCCUCCCCAGCCAUCGUCCUCCGGUCCUCCCUGCAACUCAUACACGAGGUAAACCAUUCCAAAACACCAUAAAAUAGUGUUUGAUCGAUCUCCAGUUCUCCACAAGAUCAUCUAGAUCACUCUCUCUGUCCUCAUACUAAAAUAAUCCUUCCAACCGGCCUAUAGUGUGUUUUCCUAACAGCUAGUAGCUCUCUCUUUCUGUCCUUGAUCUCUUUCUCAAUCCAGCUCCGCCGCCGCCGCCUUCACCGCCGUCCCCACAUCACCUAACCAGCCCGCUGAGCAACCCCACAACAACAGCUUGGUACGUACGAACGUCACCAACCCACCGCUCCAAUUCCCCUGGCCAGAAAAAAAAAGGACAGCAAAGCAUCGAUCGAUCUUGUUUGUGCCGUGCCGUGCUGUACGUAGGUCUAUGGCCUAAUCGAGAGACCAUGGACGUCACCGGAGACGCCGCCGGCGGAGGCCGCCGCCUCCCCCUGCAGCUCCUCGAGAAGAAGGAGGAUCAGUCGUACCUGCAGCCGUGCUCCACCUCUCCGGCUGCUGCCGCGCUGGGAGCCGGGGGCACGAACGGACAGCUGCAGCAGGUCGCGAGGAAGGCGUCGGCGGCGCCGAAGCGGACGACGAGCAAGGACCGGCACACCAAGGUGGACGGGCGCGGGCGGCGGAUCCGGAUGCCGGCCAUCUGCGCGGCGCGCGUGUUCCAGCUGACGCGGGAGCUGGGCCACAAGACGGACGGCGAGACCAUCGAGUGGCUGCUGCAGCAGGCGGAGCCGGCCGUGAUCGCCGCCACGGGCACGGGCACCAUCCCGGCCAACUUCACCUCCCUCAACAUCUCCCUCCGCUCCUCGGGCUCCAUGCUCUCCUCCAUCCCGGCCCACCUCCGCGCCGCCGGCCUGCAGACGGGCCUGCUGGGCUCGGGCUCUCGCUUCGGCGGCGGCGCACGGGCCGAGGCGUGGGACCGCUUCAUGGGCCUCGGGUUCGACGGCGGCCCAGCCUCGACCGUCACGUCCUCGUCUUCCUCCCCGCUGCUCCUGAGCUUCCACUCCGGGACCUCCGCGGGGCUGGACGUCUCGCCGUCCUCGUCGUCCGCCGCCGCCAACAACGACCUGUCCAGGAAACGGCGCUGGGAGCAAGAACUGCAGCAGCAGCAGCAGAUGCAAUACCAGCAGCAGAUGGCCGGGUACACGGUCACACAGAGCCAAAUGCCGGGCGGCGGCACGGUAUGGAUGGUGCCGACGACAAGCAACGCGCAGCCCGGAGCCACGCAAGCCGGCGGCGAAUCGAUCUGGACGACGUUCCCGCAACCUGGGAGCGGCGGCGGCGUUGGCGGCGCAGCGGCCGUGUACCGCGGCGUGCCUAGCGGGCUGCAUUUCAUGAACCUCCCGGCGCCCAUGGCUCUGCUGCCCGGCGGGCAAGCCGCUCAGCAUCUGGGCCUCGGCCAGGCCCAGGCCGGCGGUGGUGGAUCAGCUGGGGAGGGGCACAUGGGGAUCCUCGCCGCGCUCAACGCGUACCGUGGACAGCAUGCGGCGGCGGCGUCGGAGGUCACCGUGGCUGGGCAGCACAAUGGAGCAGCUGAAGGGGGCAGCCAGCAUCACCACCAGCAUCAGCAGCACGGCGGCGGCGAGAGGAACGAGAGCAUGAGCGCCAGCGACGACUCGUAGGGCUUCGCCUUCGCGGCCGCUGGUCCGACUCCGACUGGUUUGGCGCAUUUUUUUUCUUUCUGCUUUUGAUUUCUUCUUCUUGGUUUCAUUGAUCUGUUCGCGCGAGCUUGUUACGGCAAUUAGUUUCUCCCAAACACCAGAUUCUUCUUGCAAGGAUAUUGACACGAUUGAAUUGCAUCCCGUUGGCAUCGUCAUCUUUAGAAGCGAGCGAGGAAUUAAGAGAAAGGAAUAACCUUCACCGAUGGAGUAUCUAUAUAUCCAGAGAUCGAGAUUGUUGUUUACGUUC